This is a messenger RNA of Cavenderia fasciculata, 393 nucleotides long. RefSeq names its product repC-binding protein A. Gene Ontology annotation, molecular function: damaged DNA binding; proteasome binding; polyubiquitin modification-dependent protein binding. The record is from RefSeq and is a predicted model, not a curated record. The transcript is spliced from 3 exons. Gene Ontology annotation, biological process: proteasome-mediated ubiquitin-dependent protein catabolic process; nucleotide-excision repair. The coding region runs from base 1 to 393 and encodes 130 amino acids. Gene Ontology annotation, cellular component: nucleoplasm; cytosol. Lineage: Eukaryota; Evosea; Eumycetozoa; Acytosteliales; Cavenderiaceae.
AUGGAUGAUCCAUUAGCUACAGGUGAUCAACCAAACCCAUUCGAAGCACUUAGAAACCACCCACAAUUUGCUGUUCUCCGUGAAGCCAUUCAAAGAAAUCCACAAGUCAUUACCGAAUUAUUGCAACAAUAUAGUCAAUCCAAUCCACAACUCGUUAGACAAAUUACCGAAAAUCCACAAGAAUUCCUUCGUUUAUUCCAAGACCAACAAGGUGCUCCACAACCAAAUCAAGUUGCCAUUCAAGUUACUCCAGAAGAAAGAGCUGCCAUUGAAAGACUCAUACAAUUAACUGGAAUGGAUAAGCAUGAAGUUAUUGAAGCCUAUUUCGCAUGUGACAAGAACGAGGAAUUAACAGCUUCCUAUCUUUUUGAACGUGCUGACGAAGACGAUUAA